This is a messenger RNA of Knipowitschia caucasica, 657 nucleotides long. NCBI's taxonomy places the organism in Eukaryota, Metazoa, Chordata, Actinopteri, Gobiiformes, Gobiidae. The record is from the annotation of a GenBank genome assembly.
AUGCCUUCUGCUGGACUUGAGAUUCUUGGUGUUAGCCUGGCCGUCUUGGGAUGGAUCUCUGCCAUCGUCUCCUGUGCUUUACCCAUGUGGAGGGUGUCUGCUUUCAUCGGAGUGAACAUAGUGACUGCUCAGAUCACGUGGGAAGGCAUCUGGAUGAACUGUGUGGUCCAGAGCACUGGGCAGAUGCAGUGCAAAGUGCAUGACUCCAUGUUGGCUUUGAGUGGAGACCUCCAGGCUGCUCGGGCCCUCACUGUGAUCGCCAUCGUCCUGGGCAUUAUUGGUGUGAUGGUGUCGAUAAUGGGCGCCAAGUGCACUAACUGUGUGGAUGAGGAGGCGGCUAAAGCUAGAGUGAUGAUAGCAGCAGGAGUAUGCUUCAUCGUCGCAGCAAUGAUGGAGCUCAUUCCAGUGUCUUGGUCGGCACAUACGAUCAUCAUCGAGUUCUACAACCCUGUGAUACCUGAGGCCCAAAAAAGAGAGAUAGGAGCAGCUCUGUACUUGGGAUGGGCCGCCACUGCCUUUCUGGUGAUUGGUGGGAUCAUCCUAUGCUCCAGCUGCCCGCCACAGACUGAGAAGAGAUACGGGCCUCCGUCCAAAGUAGUGUAUUCUCAAUCCCGAUCAGUGGCACAGAGCUAUCCCGAGAGGAGAGACUAUGUGUGA